GAAUACUAGUAACCUAAACCGUUCCUGUUUUUAAUUAACCUGGUGGUUCAGUAGAUUGUAAAUUCCGUUACUUUGACCGUUCCAGUACAUAACGAACUUCGUUCAAUAACGAAACAGGUGGUUCCGUACAAGUACUUGAGGAACGUAGCCCAGGUUCAACAAUACAAAAUAGAACGCGUGGCAAACAUCCAAAAGAACUGAACACAUCUCAUGCUUGCCAUAACAACUUUGUUACCGCAACAGGACGGCUAGAAGGUUAACGCGGUAACUUCGAGUAUCACUGUCUGUCUCAGCUCGUGUGAUGGCGUCCCUGUGGCAUAUACAGCCCCGGCAGGUGAACAAUGGUAGUGCGACCUACGAUAACAGCAGUUGUUUCAGUGCCACAGAAAGCACUGUCCUCAAGGGAGUGAGCUUCGGGGGGGUGCAUGUCGUACUGCUGCUGGACUUCAUCGUCUUUUUGGUGUUGCUGGGCCUCUUCUCCAUCAUCAGGAGGAGGUUGUGGGACUACGGGCGCCUGGCACUGAUGUCCGACAGUGAAGGAUUCAGUGAGACGUCGAACCACCCCUACGGGAGGAUGUCAUCCUGUGUAUCUAACACAGAGGAGCCCGAGCACGAAAUGGGUUUCUGCUCCUGGCUGCCCUUCAUCAUCAGAAUGGACGAGGAGAUGGUGAAGGCGCGGUGCGGUAUUGACGCGGUCCACUACCUGUCCUUCCAGCGUCACCUGAUCGUCCUGCUGGUACUGAUCACCGUCGCCUCUGUGGCUGUCAUCCUGCCUGUCAACCUGUCUGGUAACCUGCUGGGAAAUGACCCAUACAACUUCGGAAGGACAACUGUGGGUAACCUUCAGAAGGAUGAUGACCUUCUGUGGCUACACACAGUGUUUGCAGUCAUCUACCUCAUUCUCACAGUGUUACUGUUGAGACGACACACCUCCCAGAUGAAGGGCAUGGGCAGAGGGCUGUCCAGAAACACCCUGUUUGUGUGUUCCAUCCCCAAAGACGCCAGUGAAGAGGGCGUCAGGACCCACUUUACUGAGGCCUAUCCUACCUGCCAUGUGAGCGACGUUCACCUGACCUACGAUGUGGCCGCGCUGAUACACUUGGACAAGGAGAGGAAGCGAGCGGAGAAAAACCUGCGCUUCUACUUGCGGGUCGAGGAGCGUGACGGGAGGAGAGAGGUGAUCAACCCCCGCCUGUGUGGUCACCUCUGCAGCUGCUGCCGCCCCCGCAACUGUCAGGAGGUAGAUGCCAUAGAUUACUACAGUGACCAGGAGAAAAGCCUGUUGGAGGAGGUGGAGAGGCAGAAAGAGUUGGUUCCUCAGCACCCUCUAGGGAUGGCAUUCGUUAGCCUGCAGUCAGAGGCAAUGGCCACAUACAUUCUGAAGGACUUCAACGCCCUGGACUGCGGAGGCAGGGGCAGAGCCGUGGGCAGUGGGUGUGGCCGGGAGCCCCAGCCUUCGUCCAAUAGCGCGGCUCUGAAAGUGAGACACUGGAGGGUUGACUAUGCCCCUCAUCCCAAAAACGUUUACUGGGAGAACUUGUCAGUGCAGGGCUUCCGCUGGUGGUUCCGAUGCCUGCUGCUCAACUUCUUAGUCUUCCUUCUCCUCACCUUCCUCACCACCCCGUCCAUCGUCAUCAGCACCAUAGACAAGUUCAACGUCACCAAGCCCAUCUAUUACCUCAACAGCGCCGUGGUCAGCCAGUUCUUUCCCACACUACUGCUUUGGACCUUCUCUGCCCUACUGCCCACCGUAGUGUAUUACUCAACUCUGGGAGAGUGUCACUGGAGCAGGUCAAGUGAGCAGUUGAGUAUGAUGCACAAGCUUUACAUCUUCCUCCUGUUCAUGGUUCUGAUCUUACCCUCUCUUGGACUUACCAGUCUGGCUGUAUUUUUCCGCUGGCUGUUCGACAAAAAGUUUCUGGAAGAUGGAAAGCUGAGGUUUGAGUGUGUGUUCCUGCCUGACCAGGGGGCAUUUUUUGUGAACUAUGUUAUCGCAGCGGCCCUGGUGGGCUCUGGGAUGGGGCUUUUGCGGUUGCCAGGGUUACUGCUAUACACCAUCCGCAUGGCAUUGGCUCGUUCCGCGGCAGAGAGGAAGUAUGUCAAACAGAACCAGGCCUAUGAGUUUGAGUAUGGAGUCAUGUACGGUUGGACACUGUGUGUGUUCACUGUCAUAAUGGCCUACAGCAUCACCUGCCCUGUGAUCGUGCCUUUCGGUCUGCUGUACCUGAUGCUGAAGCACCUAGUGGACAAACACAACCUGUACUUUGCAUACCUGCCCGCCCGCAUGGACAGACAGGUGCACCUGGGAGCUGUCAAUCAAGCCCUGGCCGCGCCCAUCAUCUGCCUGAUUUGGCUCUAUUUCUUCUCCGUCCUCCGGACAGGGUUCAAGGCAUACACGUCUAUCUUCACCUUGGUGGUCCUGUGUCUGACUAUUGGCAUCUGCAUCAGCUACACCUGCUUUGGACACUUCAAGUACCUCAGCCCUCAUAACUACAAGGUGAAGGAGGAUGAGGAUUUGGGGAAUGGAUCGGCAGACAGCAGCCUGGUCUACCUUCCCAGGGUGCUUAGGACCGAUUUCAUAGCCUGUGACGACCGAGUUGGGUGUAAAACCCCCCAGUCGUAUGGGACCACAGACAGCAGCCCAGCCAAUCUGAGCCCUGUAGACGAUGAAUUGUUGAACCCCUGAACCUGAGACACUGCCCUCUGCUGCAGCCCCCCCAGACCUAAGGUGAUGGCACAUGUCAGUGGAUCCCUGCCCUUUCAAUGGCCCUGAAAAUGAUUCACCCCCUUGGACUUCUCUGCAUUUCGUGUCACAACAUGAAAUCAGAACAGGGUUUUACGUAGAAGUUCUGCCACUGCUCAGCACAAAAAAAGGCCAUAAUGUCAGAGUGGAAAAUAAAAAUGUAGAAAUGGUUCAAUAUUAAUUCCAUCCAUUUUACCCACGGUCUCCAAGCUUUCCUUGGGAAGAGAAGCCUCCUCAUUGUUCUAGACUGAUUCCGUUGUGACAUAUUCUCUGUGGAUGGGACGCGCCACCCUGUCGCUCCGGGGCAUGCUUCCGAAUGUCAACCCAGUCUGACCCAAGUGAAUUGGCCAUUUUCACUGCAACAAUGGUGAAGCUGUUCGCUAUGCUGACUCAUUAUGUAUAUCAGGCUGUGGUGCUAGAUUGAAUCCUGACGGAGUUUAGUGAACUUUUUCACGUCAAACGACACAGUUUAUUGUUGUUUACAAUAUGUUUCAUGUAGUUUAUCUUAUGACCUUCUCUCCUUGAUAAUCCAAAACAAUACAACAGAAGCACAGUUUCAAAAAUGUAAAUGCCUAACCAUUGCCCCACUAGUUGUUGAACAUUAGGUUGAAAGACGACUAUAUAAACCAGUGUUUCUCAACCCUGCUGCGGGGCACUCGCUACCCUGCAUGUUUUGGAUCUCUCCCUGCUCUGUCCCACCUGAUUCAAAGGAUCCGCUCAUUAUCGAGCCCUUCAUGAGCUACAUCAGGUACGUUAGGGCAGGGAGAGAUCUAAAAAAAAAUGCAGGACAGGGGGGGCGUCCAGGAGCAGGGUUGUGAAACACUGAUAUAAACAUUCAACAUGUGAAGUCUUUGUCCCGCAGGUGUCAGCACUGUGCAGUGAGUUUUUUAAGAGAAUGGCCCAAUUUGACAGAAGCCCUAAAUGCGCUCUGGGGGAUAUUAAAAGCCUAGGAGAUGUUCUUAUAUACUAACCUGGAUUGGUGCUUCUAGAGACAGGUGUAUUUUCACCUGAAAUAACUGGAAAGACUUUGGACACGGGUGGACUUGUAAAGACAAAUAUUUGCACCACUGCUCCUUCAGGUGUGUCAUAGCAAAGUGUGUGAAUUCAAAUGCAAUCAACUUUUAUUGUUUUGUAAUUAAUUUAGAAUGAAUUAAUUAUUUGCAGAUUUUAUUGUUGACUUUGACAAUAUUUACUUUUUGUGUUGAUCACUGGCAAAAAUGUAAUGAAACACAAUAAUAUGUGGAAAGGUCCAAGGGUGAAUACAUUUGGAAGCAACUGUAUGUAACAUACAUCCUUUAUUUUCCACUUCAUCUGGCCUGCUAUGUAUCAACAGGCAGGUGAAAUUACAGUUGAUUCAGUGAUUAUUUUCAGGAAGGGAGAUUCUGCCAAGGCCCCGCCCAGAGAUGGGAGUUCCCUCAGGAGCCAAGCCGUCCGUGAGAAAUGCCCUAAUAGACCAACCUGCAAAGCUUGCGUUGCCCUUAAGAGCUGAUUUCACCAAAGACCAUCCAUGACCAUUUUGUCAAGAAGGACCUUCCUGGUGUAACACUGCCUCAGUAAAAACGGCCACACCGGAGACUUUCUCCAAAGACUCUCCUGUCAGAGCAAUGGGAUUUACAGCCUUAGAAAUGCACAACAGAUACUGUGAGAAAUGCUGAUGCCAAAGACAGCUCUUGGCUUCCAAUGGAUCACUGUCUGUCUUUGCCUUCCUUCUUCUCCUUAUGUGCAUUUCCGCUGAGUUUAAAUUCCCAUGCAGUCUUUUGAAUAGGUAAUCAUCACUUUGUUUGACUUGUCACUAUGUGUGUUGACAUGUUCAGUAUCACUCGGUUGAAUGUCACUUAAUACUUAGGUAUUUCCUUUAACGUCCUUUGACUCCUUAAAAGACUCUGUCUGAUCGUUCGGGCAGUAGUAAAUAAUUUUAAAAAAUGUCUUUAAACAGCUAUUGAACAAUAGGGCCUUUGUCAUCAUUUUCACUUUUUCAUAAUUGUACUUCAACCUUGUAGGGUAAAUUUAAGAAAUGUGUUGGAAAAUCUCUUUGCACUGGGCUUUAAAUGUGUGCUUGAUAUCCAGAAUGACCAACAGAGGGCACUGUUGUUGCAUGGCAAUUAGUAUCCUCCAAACCAGUGGCUUUCAAAUUUAGGCCUCAAAGUUGCAGUACUGCUGCUUUUCAUCUUAUGGAUGCCAAUUUACUUUCUGAUUCAGGCCAACCAAUGACAAACAACCAUUACAGAGAAAACCAACAAUACUGUGCACCUCAACAGCUAUAGAUUUGAGGAACUGAGAAAUUGACUGAGCAAUCUUUUUUUUUUAUUUUUUGUUUUUUUUACUGCGUUUUAUUGCAACCUUCCAUUAGAAAGUAUUUCAAAAGCAAAUUGGCUGUAGGAAGUGUUACCAUAGUGCACUAAUGAUUCAUUAUUUAUUAUGUCAUUGUUAUGGUAAGCAAGAAGCUUAACUUGCCCAUGCAAAGGAGUUAGCAUCGGUUAAGAAUGAAAUUGUCUAAGAUGUUUUGGGAUAUUAACAACCCAAAAGCUUUUCUUCAUACUUUGCAUGUAGGCAUAUAAAUACUGUAAAUGUUUAAAAGUUGUAAAGAGUUUUUACAAAUACCUUUUCAUAUUAUUUAAUGAGUACAUUUUAAUUUCAUUUUUUACUGAAUCAUGUUUCAAAGAAAAAUGUUUUAUAUUAACCUGAUAUUUUGAGUAGAUUAAUCAUUGUUAACAAUCUAUGACAACAACAAAAAUAUUGAACUGACUAACUGCAUUCAUUAUAAACGGGAGUAUUUACUGUGUGUGUGCACAUGAA
This is a messenger RNA of Esox lucius (northern pike), 5539 nucleotides long. RefSeq names its product transmembrane protein 63A (gene tmem63a). Gene Ontology annotation, cellular component: plasma membrane. The transcript has 23 exons. The record is from RefSeq and is a predicted model, not a curated record. Gene Ontology annotation, molecular function: calcium-activated cation channel activity. Lineage: Eukaryota; Metazoa; Chordata; Actinopteri; Esociformes; Esocidae. Bases 302 to 2686 code for a protein of 794 amino acids.